Molecule: messenger RNA, 2223 nt
Organism: Daldinia loculata
Lineage: Eukaryota; Fungi; Ascomycota; Sordariomycetes; Xylariales; Hypoxylaceae
Product: DUF803-domain-containing protein
Exons: 2
Coding region: 1-2223 (740 amino acids)
Biological process (GO): magnesium ion transport
Cellular component (GO): membrane
Molecular function (GO): magnesium ion transmembrane transporter activity
Source: RefSeq, a predicted model, not a curated record
AUGGACCAGACGGGGCAGCUCCUCGUCGCGGCCAACCACAUAUACGCCAGAGCGAACGAGACGAGCACCGACCCCGCGACACAAACCCGACCACCCGCCUAUAAGGCUAUCGGUAUAUCAUUGGCGAUUGCAUCUGGUUGCUUCAUCGGAGUAUCAUUUGUGUUAAAGAAAGUUGGAUUGCUCAAAGCAAACGAAAAAUACAAUGAGGUCGCUGGCGAGGGUUAUGGCUACCUUAAGAACGCCUUCUGGUGGGGUGGAAUGACUUUAAUGAUUAUCGGCGAGCUAUGCAACUUCGCUGCCUACGCCUUCACGGACGCCAUCUUGGUAACGUCCCUGGGAGCUUUAUCCGUCGUUAUCACAGCUGUUCUCUCAGCCAUAUUCCUAAAAGAGAGAUUGAGCAUGGUCGGCAAGGUUGCAUGCUUUCUCUGCAUAGUUGGAUCCGUGAUUAUCGUCUUAAAUGCCCCCGAGGAAUCUUCUGUAGCGACUAUCCAGGAGUUACAGAAAUUCGUCGUUACGCCGGGUUUUCUAAGUUACAUCGGUGUUAUUAUAGUCGGUUCUGCUUUCGUUGCGCUCUGGGUUGCGCCGCGAUACGGCAAGAAAAAUAUGUUUCCGUAUAUCUCGGUCUGUAGUUGGAUCGGAGGGUUGAGUGUCGUCGCUACCCAGGGUCUUGGUGCUGCUAUUGUUGCGCAGGCCGGCGGCACUCCCCAGUUUAACCAGUGGUUUCUAUACAUUGUUCUAGUCUUCGUGAUAGCGACACUACUGACGGAGAUUAUUUAUUUAAAUAAAGCACUCAAUUUAUUUAAUGCAGCUAUGGUUACUCCGACUUAUUAUGUCUAUUUCACAAGUACGACUAUGAUUACUUCGGCGGUCCUCUUCCAAGGGUUCAAGGGUACCGCGAUGCAAAUUGUUACGGUGGUCAUGGGAUUUCUUACUAUUUGCGCUGGUGUUGUUCUGCUGCAAUUGUCAAAGUCCGCCAAAGAUGUGCCAGAUGCUGCCGUUUUCGCUGGGGACUUGGACCAAAUCCACACGAUUGCCGAGCAAGAGCAGCCCGAAACCGAACCCAAAGCUGACGCCAUUCGUGGAACCGCCGCCAUUGUACGGCGUAUUUCUCUUGCUCGACAGAAGAUGGAGGAAGAGGAAUUCCGGCGACUUCGCGAAGAAAAGGAAUUAGAACGUCUCGCGCCAGUCAGCGAAGAUGGCCAACAAUUAUACGAGUGGGAUGGAUUAAGACGGAGAAGGACUGGACUUGGAAGUUAUAGGAGUCGUGCGACAACAUCACCAAGUAUCGUCAACACGCCAGCCCAUCCGCCUUUGGGCAGAUCAAGAUUUUUUACCGAGGAAGAGUUAGCCGAAGAGCGUAGUCGUCAGAUGUCACCGGGUAUGCUAUCAAGCAUAGCCGGUACUAUCCGAAGUCGGGCGAGGAGCGUUUUGCUACCAGGACAUCCCGACUUUUCCCAGGACGCUCACGAUCCUAGAAUCCAAAGUCCGAUGCACCCGGUACAGUUGACUGAUAUCGCUGUUCCGGGUCAGAAAUACGCAAACGAAGCUAGUCCAUAUAGCACUAGCCACGGCCAUAUUUACGGUCUCCCGAAUAGCCUGCGCAGGACCGAAUACGAAGGUGCUGCUAGUAUAGCAUCUGGCAGCACUGGGCGUCAUAUCCAGUUUACGGAAACGCCGAAGCCAAAUGUCAGCGUAUCUUCUCUGGCACCGCCGACACCGCCGCCUCACGGGGAGGUCCCUGUAGCACGUCGGCAGUUCUCGUUCCAAAAUGUAUUCCGUCGGCAUCAAGCUGACAGUAUACAGGAGCAAGCGCUGCCGUCGCCGAGGAACUCGUCGUCGCGCCACGGGAUAGGAUCGCGGGGUUUCUCAGAACGACAGGUAAAGGCGAAGGAUGCAAGUGAGGAAGAAAUAUUAGGCCUCGUUAAGGGUGAUUCACACACGAUGCCCACGAUACCUCGGUAUGACGGGGAUGAUUACGACGAUGAGGAAGAAAGUGAAGACGAUUCAUAUUCGGACGAUAAGAGAGCGGAGCGAUAUGGUAGGGGCAUAACCAACAGUCCGCCGAGGAGGGGAAGCGACGAUAAAGAAAUCGAGGACGAAGAUUACGAGACGAAGAGGUGGAAUAGGGUUCGUAGCGAUAGCGAAGAUACGGCAUACCGCAAUUCACCACCUCGACCACCAGGGCAUAAUCCACCUCGGGGUAGAGAUGGUGCCUUCAUCUAA